Molecule: messenger RNA, 1188 nt
Organism: Gregarina niphandrodes
Lineage: Eukaryota; Apicomplexa; Conoidasida; Eugregarinorida; Gregarinidae
Product: putative dual-specificity RNA methyltransferase RlmN
Exons: 1
Coding region: 1-1188 (395 amino acids)
Biological process (GO): rRNA base methylation; tRNA methylation
Molecular function (GO): RNA methyltransferase activity; iron-sulfur cluster binding
Source: RefSeq, a predicted model, not a curated record
AUGAGCCGGCGGUUGGAGUGGCAGUCGGUUUUCGAUGAGGUUCUGUUGCGAGGCUUAGUUGUAGAGGGUAUCUUGUCAACAGAGAAGCGGGCGAAGUUAUUGGUAGCGGCGGCGUCGGUUCCCCCCCGAGAGGGGGCGUGUGAUGCAGCAUAUUGGUUUGGUAUAUGCCCGGAUGUGGGUCGUGCGGCGGCUCAUGUAUUAGAGGAGCGAAGUGUGCGACAUAUGACAAGUCGCGUUAUUCAUAUUGAGACUACGAGUAAGGGUGACACGACCAAGUUUGUGACUGAGUUGCAGGAUGGUUUGAAGAUCGAGACAUGCAUCAUGCGCAAGGGUACGACACGGACUCGGUCUACAGUGUGUGUAAGUUGCCAGGUAGGUUGUAGCAUGGCUUGUAAGUUCUGUGCUACUGGUACAUUGGGAUUGUUGGGCAACCUUACUUCGGGCGAGAUUAUUGAGCAGUUUGUCCGCGCAAAUGCCCUCGAACCAAUCCGGAACGUGGUCUACAUGGGCAUGGGCGAGCCGUUAGCCAAUUACGCUGCCGUAAUUAGCUCUAUCCACCAACUAUGCGAACAAAAAGUACACCACGUCGCCCCCCACCGUAUCACACUCAGCACCGUGGGAUUCGACCCUCGGUUGAUCGAAGAUUUGAUUAACGACGUCCCAGACGUCUCCCUUGCCCUCUCCCUUCACGCACCCAAUCAACUAAUCAGAGACCAAAUAGUUCCCACCAGUACCAAGGUACCCCUGCACUCCCUCCUCAAGGCCGCCUUCCAGUUCGUCGAUUACCAACGAGCCCUUAGCGCGAAAAAGGGCAAACGGCAAAUGCUCUUCAUUGAGUACUGCAUGCUCCGCAACGUAAACGACAGCGAGAAUUGCGCAAAGGAACUUGCCCAGCUCUUAAAACCCUGGAAGGACCGCGCCAUCAUCAACCUUAUCCCCUACAACCCCACCGAUGUCUCCAUUGACUUCGAACCCCCCGACCAAACCGCCGUCUGGCGCUUCCAUCACAUACUCAAAAGCGACCACGGAUUUCAAGCCUUCGUGCGCCAGGAACACGGCCAAGUAAGAACAUAUUCAUGUCACCGCGCCCUCAAGCAACGGCAGGUGGGUGGUAAAGCCACCGAAAGCAAACCCGGCACAGCACCGCGUGGCGGCGCGCGCAUCAGGAUGCACCAUGCACGCACCUAA